Paramecium octaurelia is the source of this 780-nucleotide messenger RNA. NCBI's taxonomy places the organism in Eukaryota, Ciliophora, Oligohymenophorea, Peniculida, Parameciidae. The record is from the annotation of a GenBank genome assembly.
AUGUAAUUCCCCAAGAAUCCCAAUUAAAAGUAAUUGCAGCCUCACAUCCGAAGUCAAUCUUUGAAUAAAUCUUAAUCCUAAAGAAAUCCUCCCCAAUUUAUACCCUAAUUACUCCAAUAACAGUAAACUCUCUAAAAAUCAAUUAACUAUGAUGAAAAAGAAUUACAAAUAACAAAUAAAAGAUUACACAUUUUUGGUGAUUUAGUACUUCCUUCAACUAAAUUUACAAAAUAACAAAAUCAAUCCAUUGCUGACGAACUCAGCGAUAAGGUAUCCUCCCUAAGAAAAUACGCUAAUUAAAAUAUGGCUAGAUAAAAAGGAAGAGGAAGACUAAAAACUUAGAUUAAUGAUUUUGAAAAUUCAAUUGUAAGUUGUUAACGAUUAAUUACAGAUCCUGGCAUUAUUUCAUAGAAAACACCUAAUUAAUAACUAUUGAUCGACAAAGAACAAGUGAUUUAAAAUGGAGUCAAAUACCCAUAUCAAAUAUACUUAAUCAACGACUAAAGAAAGAAAUUUAUUUCUGAUCUUUUAAAGAGCACCAAUCUAACUGAUAUUUAAGAUGGUUUCAAUUUAACCCAGAUAAAGUAAGAUUUAGGCCAGAGACUAAGAACUUAGGUUAGGUCUAAUUAAAUAGAAAAAACCAAAAAAGAAUUAACAUCAAAGAAAUGCAUGAACAAUGCAUUGUAUUCCUUAUUAGCAUUAAAUAAAUAAUCUCAAGAGACAGUCAAAAUGAAAUAUAGAUAGAAUCUUCCAAAGGAUUCUAGAUUCUAUAUUAUAUGA